Cladocopium goreaui is the source of this 2117-nucleotide messenger RNA. The record is from the annotation of a GenBank genome assembly. Lineage: Eukaryota; Dinophyceae; Suessiales; Symbiodiniaceae.
GAUCUUACGGCAGAAGCCAGCCAUAAGACUGUUGCCGGUGCCCUGUGCAAGAAACGCGUAAGGGCACGUUGUGCGCUUUCCUGAGUCGCCAUGCUGGGUGGUUUGCCGCAACAGCAGAUGAUGAUGCAGUUUUGGCAAGCGCAACAACAGCGCAUUCAGCUUCCUGAUCCUGCGGCUACGCAAAUAGAAAGUAUCCCAGUGAAAGCUGCGGCGCCGACCAUGCCAGCCACAUUGUCGGGCUUGCUGGGUGCCUCAGCAGCUCCAUCUCCGGGCCCCGUGGUGGUGCCGCCGCCCACGCCGGAAGCCAUGCACUUUGGCGCCGCCGCGGCGCAAGCCGCGGCGCAAGCCGCGCAAGUCCCGGCGCCGGGGGCGGCGUUGAGCGCCGCGAUGACGCAGGUGACCACAGCCAGCGUGAACGGUGGCCACUUUCCAUCCAUGGAGGAGCUGGCGCAGAAUUGGCAUUGCGGUGAGACAGGGCACACCACCCUUGAUCUGGAAGUCAAAGUUCAAGACCCUAUGGGACAGGUCUUGCCCAGUUUCACAGGCUUUGAUACCUUUGAGGCAUGUCCUUUUCCUCCAGCCAUCAAGAGUCAAAUCCAGGCCGCAGGCUUUCCGUCGCCCUCACAGAUCCAACAGUUUACCUGGCCUCUGGCUAUGCAAGGCCGAGACGUGAUCGGUGUGGCAGCCACCGGGAGCGGAAAGACUCUGGCGUUUCUGCUGCCAGCCUUCACCGACAUGUUGACGCGCGGCGUGGGCGCCGCCAGCGGCGAGCCCUCGCUGCUGGUGAUCGCGCCCACCCGCGAAUUGGCGAUUCAAAUCCAGGAGGAAUCGGAUAAGUUCGGCCGUGGUGCCGGCAUCCGUACCGUGUGCUGCUAUGGCGGUGCGCCAAAGCCGCCACAGGCGGAACAGAUUCGCAUGGGCGUCCAUGGCGUGGUGGGAACACCAGGCCGCAUUCAAGAUUUUUGUGAGGGAGGGCAACUGCGUUUAGGACGCGUGAUGAAACUGACGCUGGAUGAGGCAGAUCGCAUGUUGGAUAUGGGUUUCGAACCGCAGAUUCGGAAGAUCCUGCAGAUGAUUCCAAGGCAACGCCAGACCUUGUUCUUUACUGCCACGUGGCCCCAGAGUGUGCGGCGACUCGCGGCUGAGUUCCUCAAUGGACCCUACACGGUGACCAUUGGAAACCGCGACGAGCUCAAGGGGAACCAGGACAUCACUCAGCAGGUCCUAUGCUGCACGCCAAACAAUAAGAAUAUGAUCCUCACCGACCUUCUGCGGAAGGCGGGAGUUGCAGAUCGUAGCAAUACCAAUGCCAAGGGAUUGAUCUUCUGCUCCACGAAACGUCUCUGCAACCAGCUUUCAGAGACCUUGGAAAGACAGGGUGUUCCUUGCGCUGCUGUCCACGGUGACAAGGGUCAACGUGAGCGCGAACAUGCACUGAAUGGUUUGAAAGAGGGCAGGUUGAAGCUGUUGGUGGCCACCGACGUGGCUGCGCGCGGGUUAGAUAUUAAGGGCGUCACUUUGGUGGUGAACUACGACGCCCCGUCCAACACGGAAGAUUACGUGCACCGCAUCGGGCGGACGGGUCGUGCUGGGCAGAAGGGGCACGCCGUGACCCUCAUCGUGGAGCGCGAUGCACAUGCCUUGCGGGGGAUCGUGGAGGUGAUGAAGCGGACGAACCAGGAAAUCACGCCCCAGGUAGAUGAGAUGCUGAGGAGAGCAGGUCCAGCGCCGCCACCUAUGCGUCGGCAUCGCGCUGGUGGUGGCGGUGGAGACUUCUUCGGUGGUGGUGGCGGUCAUGGGGGUGGGCGACCCUCAGGUCCGGGACUGGCGGACCUCCCGCCCCGGGUGGACACGCCGCCCACCCCGGCGGCGCCGGCGGAGCUUCACCGUCCACCUGCGCCAGAUCGUCCUGCUGCAGGGCGCCCGGACGCGCCCUUCGCGCAGCGCCGCAAGACGCCGCCGCGGCGGAAGCGCAGCUCGUCCUCGGCGCCGCGGCGGCCGCGGCGGUCGCCCACGCCGCGGAGGAGACAGCGCAGUCCGAGCCGGCGACGGAGCCCCAGCCGCAAGCGCAGCCGAAGUCGUCGUCGCAGAAGGCGAUCCAGCAGCAGCUAACAAGG